AUGGAAGCGCUCUCCAUCAACGACGUCACGCCGGUCGCGAUCGACGACGCGACGGCCCCGGGCCUCGCCCAGCACAAGACCGCCAUCCAGGGCCUCUUCAAGCGCCGCCGCGUCCGCAGCCCGGCCAAGGGCCAGCUCAUUGAGGUCAAGGCCACGGAAGUGACGCUCUACGGCGACGUCGCGGAUCCCUCGACGUACGCGCUCUCGAAGAAGCGCCACACGCUCGAGCAUUUGCGCGAGCAUGCGCAUCUGCGCCCGCGCUCCAACAUCCACUCGGCGGCGAUGCGCGUCCGUAACGCGAUGGCCCAGGCGACGCACUUGUUCUUCAACGAGCGCGGCUUCCUCUACAUCCACACGCCGCUCAUCACGGCGUCGGACUGCGAAGGCGCGGGCGAGAUGUUUGCGGUCACGACGCUCUUCAACCACGUCAAGGACGGCAACGUGCCCAAGACGGCCGACAACAAGGCGAUCGACUUCUCCAAGGACUUCUUCGGCAAGCCGUCGUACCUCACGGUCUCUGGUCAGUUGAACGUCGAGACGCACUGCUGCGCGCUCUCGGACUGCUACACUUUUGGCCCGACGUUCCGUGCUGAGAACUCCAACACGGCGCGCCACCUCGCCGAGUUUUGGAUGAUCGAGCCCGAAAUUGCGUUCGCGGACCUCAGCGACGACAUUGACCUCGCAGAAGACUACCUCAAGUACUGCGCGCAGUACGCGCUCGACAACUGCGCCGAGGACCUCGCGUUCUUUGAUAAGAACGUCGAGAAGGGUCUCCUCGAGCGCCUCCAGUCGACGAUCGCGUCGCCGUUUGUGCGUCUCUCGUACACGGACGCGAUCGAGCUCAUCAACAAGCCGGAGAACCUCAAGAAGGGCAAGUUUGAGAAGAAGCCCAAGUGGGGCGACGACCUCGGCUCGGAGCACGAGCGCUUCAUCACGGAGCAGAUCUACAAGAAGCCGGUCGUGCUGUACAACUACCCCAAGGAGAUCAAGGCCUUCUACAUGCGCUUGAACGACGACGGCAAGACGGUCGCGGCCGCCGACGUCCUCGUGCCCAAGAUUGGCGAGAUCAUUGGCGGCUCGCAGCGCGAAGAGCGCCUCGACGUCCUCGAAGCGCGCAUCAAGGAGGCCACGGGCCACGACCCGGCCGAGUACGGCUGGUACUGCGACCUCCGCCGCUACGGCACGGAGAUCAAGGCCUUCUACAUGCGCACGGGCAUCGAGAACAUCCGCGACGCGGCCGCCGACGUCCUCGUGCCCAAGAUUGGCGAGAUCAUUGGCGGCUCGCAGCGCGAAGAGCGCCUCGACGUCCUCGAAGCGCGCAUCAAGGAGGCCACGGGCCACGACCCGGCCGAGUACGGCUGGUACUGCGACCUCCGCCGCUACGGUACGGUGCCGCACGCCGGCUUUGGCUGCGGCUUUGAGCGCCUCGUGCGCUUCGUCACGGGCAUCGAGAACAUCCGCGACGUCAUCCCGUUCCCGCGCUGGCCCUCGAACGCGUCCUUUUAA
Molecule: messenger RNA, 1506 nt
Organism: Saprolegnia parasitica CBS 223.65
Lineage: Eukaryota; Oomycota; Saprolegniomycetes; Saprolegniales; Saprolegniaceae
Product: asparaginyl-tRNA synthetase
Exons: 3
Coding region: 1-1506 (501 amino acids)
Biological process (GO): asparaginyl-tRNA aminoacylation
Cellular component (GO): mitochondrion
Molecular function (GO): asparagine-tRNA ligase activity; ATP binding
Source: RefSeq, a predicted model, not a curated record